AUUGUGAAUUUCUUUCUUUAGGAGAAACCCCAAUGAAGCAAGAUAACUCCUAUAGCUGUGUGAUAGAUGAGAUUGAUUUGGCUAACAUGGCUAAUGUCAACGUGUUUGAAUGGGUGGUUCAAGGCGAUUUUUCUGCACUGGAUUACCUGAGCAGGAAGAGUCCGACUCACCUAAGUUCUAAAGAUGAAAAUGGAGCACGACCGAUCCACUACGCUGCUGCUAGUGGACACGUGGACAUUAUUCGGCUUAUUGUAUCCAUGACAGGACCUGAGGAGCUGGAUGCUCAGGAUGCAGAAGGCCAAACUCCUCUACAUUUUGCUGUGGAGAAAAACCAGGAGUCAAGCUGCUCAGUGUUGCUAGACAUGGGCGCCAAUCCGAACACCCUAAACACAGCCAUGAUGGCACCGAUUCACUUGGCAAUCUGCAAAGAAUACAAUCCCCUAGUACAGGUUCUCCUGUCCUGCAGUCGGACCGAGGUGAAUCUGGAGGGAGAUUUGGGAAACACACCUGUGAUGCUUGCAUGCUCUUACAAUAACUGUGAAGCUCUUCACACACUUUUUAAAUAUGGAGCAAAGCUGUGUCAUCAGAACAAGCUGGGGCAUUUUGCGAUACACACAGUGGCUUUUUCUGGAGCUAAAGAAGCAAUGGAGGUGAUCCUGCAAAAAGGAGAGGACCUGGGCAUUUCCACCCUCACACACAUUAAUUAUUUGGAUAAAUCAAAGAGCAGCCCGCUUCAUCUAGCCGUACGAGGUGGAAAUACAGAAGUGAUCAAACUUUGCAUCGCUAAAGGUGCGAAAGUGGACCAGCAACAGUGUGACAAGUCCACAGCGCUGCACUUUGCCUGCACACAGGGAGCGAUGGAAGCUGUUAAAGCGAUGCUUCUUCCUUAUGACAAAAGAAUGGAUGAAAUCAUUAACAUUAGAGACGCAGCCAAUCAGGCGCCGUUACACAGAGCCACGUUAUUCGAUCACGUGGAACUGGCUAAAUAUCUCGUCUCCAAGGGAGCGGACAUCAAUUGCGUGGACUGUAAGGGCUUUACCCCUUUACUCCUGGCUACAACAAGCAGCGCAUGGAAAACUGUUUCAUUCUUACUAUCUAAAGAUGCAGAUUUUAGAAUUAAAGACCAAACUGGACGGAACUUCCUCCAUCUUGCCAUCUUCCAACCGAAAGGAUUGAAAAAUCUUCCUGAACAUAUCCUACAGAAUAAAGAAGUGUGGGAGCUGAUGAGCGAUGAGGACUUUGAAGGCUGCACUCCUCUACACUACGCCUGCAAACUCGGCAUCCACGACUCUGUUAAAAACAUGCUGGGGUUUGAAAUCUCCUUGGGACGCAAGUCGAAGGAGAAAAAAUCUGCGCUUCAUUUUGCUGCAGAAUACGGACGAAUAAACACGUGUCUCAGGCUUUUGGAGACGAUCAGAGACUCGCGUUUGCUAAACGAAGGAGAUGAGAAUGGACUGACGCCGCUCCACCUGGCCUCUAGAGGGGGCCACAUUAAGGUGGUGGAUCUGCUGCUCAGGAGGGGAGCACUGUUCCAGAGCGAUUAUAAAGGCUGGUCGUGUUUACAUCACGCUGCGGCUGAAGGAUACACGCAAACCAUGAACGUCCUUCUGGCAGCCAACGUCAAACUGCUGGAUAACACGGAUGAAGACGGGAACACAGCUUUGCACCUUGCCGCACGUGAAGGUCACGUCGCAGCUGUAAAGCUCUUGCUGAACCUAGGAGCUGAAAUCCUGCUCAAUAAUAAUCACGCCUCAUUCUUCCAUGAAGCUGUGCGCAGUGGGAAGAAAGAUGUCACUAACGCCGCUAUUGACAAUGAGAGGUUACCAGAAAUAAUAGCUAUGUUUAAACUGGGCUACACUAACUGCCCUGUGCUGGAUUUAAUCGAGGUUCUACCUGAAUCGACAAAGCAUCUUCUGGAUCUGUGUAUGACUGAAUCUGAGCAUGACCCAAACAGCAUUGACUAUCGUAUCACAUACAAUUUCCGGUGGCUUCAGGCUCCACUGAAUAUACAGAAAACACAAACGGACAAAGCUGUAUAUAUUCAGCCUCUCGCAGCUCUUAAUGCGAUGGUUCAGUACAACCGGCUUGAGCUGCUCACACACCCUGUGUGUCAGAAAUAUUUAGAGAUGAAAUGGAAAGCGUACGGAAGUAAAGCUCAUUUACUCAACCUUGCCGUGUAUCUGUUAGGCCUUUUACCCCUCACAUAUCUCGUCAUGAACUUGAAACCUACACAAAUUAGCACAACGAAUGGCACAACUUUCAUCAUGGAGAACAUGUCCUUCCACAAUCAAAGCUAUAUAAUUUCAGUGUCCAUGCUGAUGGUCCUCGUCAUGAACAUUUAUGCCAUUUGCAAAGAGGUGAUACAAAUGGCACAACAGCGAAUGAGUUACUUUUUGGACAGCUCAAACAUAUCGGAUUGGGCGACAGCCAUUUCCUCUAUUGCCUUUGUUACUCCGAUGUUCUUCGAUGUGAAAGGGACUCUGCCGUGGCAGGCUGGAGCUUUGGCGAUUUUAUUUGCUUGGAUCAACUUCCUUCUAUACUUCCAGAGGUUUGAGCGCUUUGGUAUUUAUGUUAUAAUGUUUGGAGAAAUCACAAAGACGCUUGUGAGUGUCCUCGUCCUUUUCAUCUUCCUGUUGCUGGCCUUUGGAUUGUCCUUCCAUGCACUGAUGCUUCAUCAGAACGAGUUCAACUCGAUUGGUCUAUCGUUGGCUCAGACGUUUGUAAUGACAGUUGGAGAGUUGAAUUAUGAGACUUCAUUUCAGGAAGCAUACCUUCAGGGACUUCUGCCUUUUCCUGCAGUCACCUACUACGUUUUUGUGCUCUUCAUUCUCCUCAUGCCAAUUCUUUUCAUGAACUUGAUGAUUGGUUUGGCUGUUGGGGACAUCGCUGAGGUUCAAAGGAACGCAGCACUGAAGAGGAUCGCAAUGCAGAUUGAUCUUCAUACCAAUCUGGAAGAGAAACUGCCAUAUUGGUUUAUGAACAGAGUGGACAAAGAUAGUGUCACUAUUUACCCAAACAAGAAGUGUGCCAAGUUUCAGGGAAUGUUGCAGCAAUUCAUUGGGAUGAAUAGUCCAGAAGGUGAACUGCGCACUCGUUUAGACACUCAGAUGGCAUACUCAAAUCCAUUAGAGCUAGAACUGAUGAAGCAGAAAGCCAGACUGAAGCAGAUUUCCUCAUCACUGGAGAAACAAGACAUGUUGUUGAAACUCAUCAUACAGAAAAUGGAGAUCACGACAGAGGCAGAUGAGAACGAUGGACCAGACGAUUUCCGCUCCAUCACCACUGCGAAAUUACAUAAAUCUCGCUGGGUUCCUUUGAUGCAAGCUCUUGGGGUCAAGAAGUCACAGUCGACAUGCUGAUGGCGGUGAAGAGCUCCUUGAAAUGUCAGAUGUUUCUAACACUAAAUGUCUACUGGUAGAAAUUUACAGUAAGGACUUUAGAUUAAAAAGGCAGUAAUUCACUAUAAAAUAUACUUUUCAUACGUUGUAGGAUUUAGGAUCAGGAAAUCUAUUUAGCAUUCAACAUUAAAUCAUUGAGUAGUCUCUAAAAUGACAUUUAAGAAAUAAAUAUUAAGUAGUCUUUUGGCUUUUCAUUUAAUUCUGAACCAAAAAGGAUGUAUUUUUAAGUAGAAACGAAGAGAUAUUGAAUUAUAGAAAUUCAUAGAGAAAACAUAUUAAUUAAUUCACCACAAAUACACAACAUUAACACUUAGUUCAUAUCGAAAUUUUAUUUGUCACAUACACAAUCAUACACAGCGAUGUGUAGCGAAAUGCUUUUCAUGACUGUCCUUGAUCUAAAAAUAUAAAAGUAACAAAUCACAAUAAACAGAGAAUAAAAAAUAAAGCACAGGUUAGGUACAAUUUAAGAAGAAAUACAUACAUUAAAAAUAGAGUCAGUAAAUCAAUAUGGUACAGUGAUGCAUGUGAAUAUAAGCAUAAUGUCAUAUAUAUUAUAUAUUGUUAAAGUGCAAAAUGUGCAAUCGUUUAACAGUCCGGCUGAGGAAGUGGGGGUUGUGGCAGUCCUGAAAAGUCCAGAAAGGGUCCAAGCUCUCAGUGUUCUCCUGGUUGAGGGCCAUAUUGUCAGAAGAAGAAAGAAGGUGCAAAAAGAGUCCAUUGUUGGACUGGCAUUAGCUUCCUUUAUAGUUGAUGGGGUUAGUAGAUGGGGAUGUGGUAGACUAGUGGUUAAGGUGUUGGGCUAUUGAUCAGAAGGUUGUGAGGUUAAAUCCCAGGUCCACCCUGCUGCUGAUGCUGGACCCAUGAGCAAGGCUUGGGUACUCUGAAUAAAGGCAUCUACCAAAUGCUGUAAAUUACAGGACUGAUGAAUCUACAGUAAGAAAUAGUUUGCCUCAUUAUGUGCCAAUUGACACAUAAUUGAUUGGGUUAUUGCAACAGGUGUCCGAUUUGCCAAUUGGAACAUAACAUGGUCAAACUUUCAACAUACAUUUUUAUAAUACUGUUUAAGAAUCAAUAAAUAUACUAGUUUAACCACAACCUGUAUUUUCAAGCUGAUGUGUCUAACAAGACUUUUAGCCAAAACAAUCUACAGACAUUUGCACAGUACUGUAUUUUAUUACUUUUUUCACCUAUACAAUGAGUUGUUUUUAAAUCUUCCACCAUAUUUGGUUCAUACAUUAAGUCAUUUGUUUCUAGAUAUACAGUAUACACCAAAAGUAUGUUACAUAACAAAAACUUGUUCAAAAACAGUGACACACAUUAGAAAUCUAGAGAAAGAAAUGAUAAAUUAUAACCAUCAAUUGCACUAUUAUUAGACCAUAGCAUUUAAUAGUGACAACAGUACAUCUUUAACUGAUCAUUUUAAUAUUUAUAGACCUGUUCUAUAUCUGGUUUUUUUUUUCUUUUCUUUCUGCAUCAUGUUUAAACCGUGUAUCAUAAGGUUGCAUAAGUUGUUUGAAUAAAUAUGACACGGCACUUUUGUCUUAUGUAUUUUUAAUUAGAAUCUAUAUAAUUACUCUAUGAUGUAGAUUUCAUUUACAGAGUGCAUAAUGGGUGUUAUCGAUAGCCAGUAAUAUUUCUCACCAGCUCACUUGUUACUAAUAAUAACAAGAAUAACAAGCAA
Molecule: messenger RNA, 5076 nt
Organism: Tachysurus fulvidraco (yellow catfish)
Lineage: Eukaryota; Metazoa; Chordata; Actinopteri; Siluriformes; Bagridae
Gene: trpa1b
Product: transient receptor potential cation channel, subfamily A, member 1b
Exons: 27
Coding region: 33-3359 (1108 amino acids)
Biological process (GO): monoatomic ion transport; transmembrane transport
Cellular component (GO): membrane
Molecular function (GO): protein binding; monoatomic ion channel activity
Source: RefSeq, a predicted model, not a curated record